CUCAAGAAUUUGAAAAAUACAUCAUUCUAUGAUACAUAAACGUCACUAGCAAUGACUUAAUAGUUUGAACAUUUUACAUUAGAUAUUAUAACUAUUUUUAUCGCAUUUGUCGUUGCCUAUGAAAGUGACAAGACGCCGCUUCUGGAAUACUCGCUAGUAAAAUUGCUUCACGAAGGUGCACUCUUGAAAAUAUUACAACGUGUACGAGGUACCCAUAAAUUAGUGAUCUUUUCAUUACCGGAGUGGGGUUUUCCAAUUUAAAUGCAUCACUAGAUAUAAUAAUUUUGCAGAAGUCUAAUGAUAAAAUUAUAUUAAGAUUUUAAAAUAGAAAAAUGGCAAAGAGAGUGCAACCACCGUGGAUACCGCCACAAAAAAAGAAUUCAUCAGUUCUCAAAUUAUACAACAGUUUCACUAGGGAGAAAGAAAUAUUUGUUCCUCAAUUUGGAAAUAGUGUGCUAUGGUAUAGUUGUGGACCAACCGUAUACGAUGCUUCACAUAUGGGACAUGCUAGGUCUUAUAUUUCUUUUGAUAUAUUAAGACGUAUUCUAUCCGAUUAUUUUGGAUAUAAUGUUUUAUAUGUAAUGAAUAUUACGGAUAUAGAUGACAAAAUUAUAAAGAGGGCAAGACAAAAUUAUUUGUACGAGCAAUAUAUGAAAGAAUCUAGAACCCUUGAUGAAAAUUUACACAAUGCCAAAAGUGUAAUGAAUAUGUUUGAAGAUACAGUGAAGACCACUAACGAUCCAGAUAAGAAGAGUAUGCUGCAGAAAAUGUUGUGCAAUGUAGUACAAGCUAUUGAGAAUCUCGAAAAUGCAGUGAAACUUAAGGAUGAAAAUAAGAUUAAAGAAUUUCAAGAAUUACUCUUAAAAGAAGCACGUGACCCAUUGUCAGAUUGGUUGGAUAAGAAGAAAGGAGCUACAGUUACAGAACACUCGAUAUUCAUGAAACUAUCGCAAUACUGGGAGUCCGAAUUUCAUAAAGACAUGGAUGCCUUAAAUGUAUUAAGGCCAAAUGUUUUAACGAGGGUUAGCGAAUAUGUUCCUGAGAUCAUAGCAUUUAUUGAGAAGAUCAUACAGAACGGACACGCGUACGAGAGCCACGGCUCAGUAUACUUUGAUGUUGCCACAUUUGACAAGCAAGAAAAACAUUAUUAUGCCAAACUUGUUCCAGAAGCUUAUGGUGAUACUUCAAGUUUGCAAGAAGGAGAAGGAGAUCUAACUACCUCAGGACCGUCUGAAAAGCGGUCUCCGAUAGAUUUCGCACUUUGGAAACAUUCAAAAGAAGGAGAACCAUGGUGGGAGAGUCCUUGGGGUAAAGGACGACCGGGCUGGCACAUAGAAUGUUCGGUGAUGGCGUCUAUAAUUUGCGGAGAACAUUUAGAUAUUCAUACUGGAGGAAUAGAUUUAAAAUUCCCACAUCAUGACAAUGAAAUAGCGCAAGCAGAAGCGUAUUUCAAUAAUUCCAAUUGGGUCGGAUAUUUUCUUCAUUCCGGUCACUUGACCAUAGCUGGCUGCAAAAUGUCAAAGUCGUUGAAGAACUUCAUUACUAUACAAGAUGCAUUGAAAAAGCAUUCGGCAAGGCAGUUGAGAUUCGCAUUUCUCUUGCAUUCGUGGAAAGACACGUUAGACUAUAGCGAUAAUACAAUGAACAUGGCACUUCAGUACGAGAAGUUUUUAAAUGAAUUCUUCUUAAACGUGAAAUGCAAGAUCAGAUCUAUGGGUAUGGGAACGAACAUCAAUACAUUCAGUAAAUGGACAAAUUCUGAAAUGGAAUUGAACAAAAAGUUCUGUGACGCUAAAGAUUCUGUACACAACGCGCUAUGUGAUAACAUUGACACAAGAAGUGCGCUCGACGCGAUUAGAGAUAUCGUGACGCAUUGCAACAUUUACAUGAAGCAGAUUAAGCAACCGAAUACACUAUUGCUCAGGGACGUUGCAGUUUAUGUUACCAAAAUUUUCACUGUGUUUGGUGUGAUAUCGACGGCGCACGACAGUAUUGGUUUCCCGGUGGAUGAUAAAAAUGCAAAUUUGAAUGUCGAAGAGGUUGUGAUGCCGUAUCUCGAGGUUUUGGCGAACUUCCGGGAGCAAGUACGAAACGAAGCUAAAACGCUUCGAGCCAAUAGUAUUCUUGAAGAGUGUGAUAAAUUGCGCGACGACGUUUUACCGAACAUCGGGGUGCGUUUAGAAGAUAGCAACGACGAGUCCUGCCGCGUCAAACUUGUAAAUAGGGAGGAACUUUUGAAAGAGAUGGAGUCUAAGAAGAAGCUGGAACUCGAGAAAGCGCAAGAGAAAGAGAAACGCAAGGCGGAAGCAGCCGCGGCGGUAGCGGCGAAGGAGGCUCAAAGGAAAAUUCUUCCUUCGGACAUGUUCAAACUCGAGAAAGAUAAAUAUUCCCAAUUCGAUAGCAACGGUUUACCUACGCACGACGCUGACGGUAAAGAAAUCAGCAAAGGUCAACUGAAGAAGCUGCAGAAGCUGCAACAAGCACAAGAGAAACGAUACACCGAAUACCUAUCUUCCAUUCAAAACGGCGUAUAACAUAUUUUCUUGGAAAGUAUUAAUUUCGCGACAAACGUUCUCAUACGUACAGUAAAUAUUUAUUUUUCACUAAGCUUUCGCAUGAUUGUAUCAUCUACGUAAUUUAUUACAGUUCAUGAACGCAACGACGCUCGUGGUGUAUUUAUGCUUCUAUUUGUACGGUACUUAAUAAAACGGUUCAAUAUUCGCUGCUACGAUUUUAUACUUUAAUCAAAACGUAUGACUAACACACUAAGGUACUGUACUUAAAACAUUUGUAACGAUCACUACUGUAUUGGUACGAUUAAUAAUAAAUUCCUAUU
Nomia melanderi (Alkali bee) is the source of this 2836-nucleotide messenger RNA. RefSeq names its product cysteine--tRNA ligase, cytoplasmic (gene CysRS). The record is from RefSeq and is a predicted model, not a curated record. Gene Ontology annotation, cellular component: cytoplasm. Gene Ontology annotation, molecular function: cysteine-tRNA ligase activity; ATP binding. Gene Ontology annotation, biological process: cysteinyl-tRNA aminoacylation. Lineage: Eukaryota; Metazoa; Arthropoda; Insecta; Hymenoptera; Halictidae.